This is a messenger RNA of Acytostelium subglobosum LB1, 1680 nucleotides long. RefSeq lists its product as hypothetical. Lineage: Eukaryota; Evosea; Eumycetozoa; Acytosteliales; Acytosteliaceae. Gene Ontology annotation, biological process: negative regulation of inflammatory response; lipopolysaccharide catabolic process. The record is from RefSeq and is a predicted model, not a curated record. The transcript has 4 exons. Gene Ontology annotation, molecular function: calcium ion binding; acyloxyacyl hydrolase activity. The coding region runs from base 1 to 1680 and encodes 559 amino acids.
AUGAUCAAAUAUAUAUUUGUUAGUCUAGUACUAUCGUUGGUAUUGGUCAAUGCCAUCAAAGUCCAAUUGUCAACUGGCACUCAGGGAUUCAACAGACAUCCAUCACCCUUCAUUCCAGGUCUCAACAAUGCUGGUGGAGGAUAUACCUGUGUAACAUGUACACUUAUAUUAUCAGUCGUUGAGCAAUACUCAUUGAUUCAUGAGAAGUCAGUUGAUGCUGCAAUGGAUGAUAUCUGUGGAUUCCUUCCAGGUGAAAUGUCAAAGUUGUGCACAUACAUGGUGUCCAUCUAUGGCAAUGAGAUUGUCCAGUAUUUCGCUGAAGUACAACAUGCUGAUGAUGUUUGCCAUAAGCUAAACAAUGUGACUGCUGAUGUUCAACCAUCACCAUUGGUCAGUGGCCUUCACAAAGGCAAGGUACACCCACAUCCAUCCAAGGUGAACGAGAGUCCAUUGGACUGGUUCAAAGACCUCAUCAACAGGUUCAGCAAAGAUCACUCACCCCUCGAGGAUGUCGAUGGUGACAAGUUCUCUGAUGAGAUUACAUUCAGAGGAUACAACUGGAGAGGUAGGGAUUGUGAUGAUUUGAACAAUCAGGUGUACCCUGGUUCGAAGUAUAACAACCCUAAUGCAGGUCCAUACACUGAUUGGAAUUGUAAUGGAAUCAAGGGAUUGAAUAGCACUUCAAACAUUGGAUAUGAGGAUGAGUUGUGUGGCAACUCAGGUCCAAUGGGUGUGAUUGUCGUUGGUGACAGCGCCGGCGCUCACUUCUCCAUCCCCCCACAAUGGUUGACGGCAAGCGAGAUCAACUCCACCACCUACAAUGGCAUGAUCGAGAUCAUUGCCAACGAGAUGGACUGGCCUCAGAGAUCGACCUACACCGGCUGGAACCCAUCGACAAACGAGGUGCCAGUGGACAGCAUCUACCUUAGGAUGCGUGAGAGAAACCUUUGCAAUCAUCGUGACUACCAGAACACUGCGGUCAAUGGUGCUGACUCCCAUGAUGUCGCCUUUGGUCUGGCUCAGACCAUUGCCAGGAACCAGGAGACUGAUGCCCCCGUGCUUCUAUUCCUCGAGUUGAUUGGAAAUGACGUGUGUUCCUCGCAUCAUGACUUUGACCACAUGACCACUGUCGACGAGUUCACCACCAACACAUUGACCACCCUCCAGUAUCUGGACACUGUGCUCCCCAGUGGCUCACAUGUUGUCUUUGUUGGAUUGGCUGAUGGUCGCGUGCUCUGGAACUCACUGUGGAACAGGACUCACCCUAUUGGUGCCACAUACGAGCAGGUGUACGACUUCCUCAACUGUCUGGAUACCAGUCCAUGCUGGGGUUGGAUGAACCCCAACGAGACUGUUCGCGACUUUACCAGUGAGCGUGCUGCCAACCUCUCAUUGGUCUACAAUCAGAUCAUUGCCAGCCACACCUACCAACACUUUGACAUGCAGUACUAUGACUUCCCCUUUGAUGCGAUCAACGCCGAGUGGAUUGCACAGGGCGGCCAGACCUGGCAGCUGAUCGAGCCCGUCGACGGUUUCCACCCCAACCAGAUCGCCAACUACCUCAUCGCCGGCUACUUCUGGGACCAGCUCACACAAGACCAUCCCGAGUGGUUGGGCUCAAUCAAUCCCAACAACCAACUCAUCCAACAGAUGUUUGGUGAUCAAGGAGGAUACAACUAA